UUUGGUGAAAAAUAGACAUGUUAAAUAUCACCAAAUAUAUCUCUUUUUUCAAGAGGAGGCACUAGAAAUUAAGUGUCAGUCUUUUGUUGACAUUUUAAUUUAUCACAAUUCAGAUAAUAUUUGUGUGGCCUAAUAAGCAGGUAGCUCGUGAUGUUAUUAGGAGGUUUAGGUCAAUAUUUGAUCUUCAUCAAGUGUUUGCGUUUCCCCGAAUAAAAGUACCUAACACCAUUUUAUCACGCGAUUUGUCAAUUACAAAUAGGUGCCUAAUGCCUAAUAAUUAUUAAAUAGGUACAAGUGAUGCCUAUUUCUGUGAAAAUUAUUUCUUCGAACAGUGUUGGUCAAUAUUUGCGCCGGUGAAGCAUGAUUUUUCUUCGCGAAGUGAAAAAACUUAUUAAACAAGCAUGUGGCCAAGAAAAUAUGUUCGGAUACCAGACCACGCUGGCUAAUCAACUCUACCUAAUGCACCUCAUAUCAGGCAGAAUGUAUUCCACCGAUAAAGUCCACUGGCAGAUCAAGAUAGCCUAUUUUGUACCCAAUUUCGCCGCGUUUUGCCAAGUGUUCAUUAUUUGUGCUCUUUACUGUAAUUAUGGCUUCAAAGGUGAUCUUAUUUUGAUGACCCAGGUUGCAUAUUUCGAAAUGGUGGGGGUUUCUUCGACUCUGAUUAUUCCUUUGGCGAGUUGCAUGUUCGGUGAUGGUAUUGAUACGAUGGUUGAACUCGUUGAUCGUUUGCUCGUUGAAAGAAGAUCACUAGGAGGUGAUGAACAAAAAGAAGGCAUCGUAAACAUAAGAACUUGGAUGAUAAUUAAUUAUUCUGCACUUUGUGCACUUACAUUCGUAUAUUUCGGUGCUGGCACAUGGGACAUUAUCAUGUUCUAUGAGGAGGAAAAAGUCAAGAAUUAUAUGUAUUACUCGAUUCCUUUUCCCUAUAUCGAAGAAUAUGGUUCGAUGAAAUUACUGCUGUUUGUUAAUCUAGGAACACCUUCUUUCAUAGGUAUGCUGAAUUCCUUUACAAUGUUAUCGGCAAUCGCGAUGCCUUUAAUAUGGGCUGCUGUUUGUCACAACGAGGUGAUUCAUAUUUGUCACGACUUACAAGAAAGUUGCGCACCCAGGAAUAUCAAACUCGUCACUAAAUCAUAUCAGAGAGUCGCUGGGAUUAUCAAGAACUUCAGAGAGUUUUAUAAUAUUGUGGGUACGCUGACUUUGGUUCAAGUUCUGGCUAUGGCUAUUGCCUAUGCUUAUGUGGUGCUUUUGUGGGAUGAUUCGUAUUUGAUUAAAGUUAGAGGAAUUGUGGCGUUUUUAAUUGCAUUCACUUUCGUGUUUCAGCUGUGUGCGGUUGGAGAAACUAUUGAUAACUUGACUAAUUUAAUUUCGCAAGAAAUUUACUCAACUUGUUGGUAUGAUUCGUCAACACGUCAUCGAAAAAAUAUCCUCAUAUUUUUAGGCCAAGCCCAAGCGACUUUUGAUUUAUCUGCCUAUAAAAAGUACCCAUUCAGAUUAAAUACAGUUCUCCGUUUUGCCAAUAUGGUCUACUCUGCGGCUAAUUUUCUGCGCACAAUAACUAAAAAAUGACCAAGAAAAUAUGUAUACACCUACUUGUGCAUGAUCGUAAUGUAAAGAGUUGUUUUUGUAGAUGUGAUGUAAA
Messenger RNA from Planococcus citri (citrus mealybug), 1642 nucleotides. RefSeq lists its product as uncharacterized. Bases 361 to 1569 code for a protein of 402 amino acids. Lineage: Eukaryota; Metazoa; Arthropoda; Insecta; Hemiptera; Pseudococcidae. Gene Ontology annotation, molecular function: olfactory receptor activity; odorant binding. The transcript has 4 exons. Gene Ontology annotation, cellular component: membrane. The record is from RefSeq and is a predicted model, not a curated record. Gene Ontology annotation, biological process: sensory perception of smell.